UCUGUCAAAUUGAUUGCAAAAUUUUGUUAAGAAUUUACGUUGUAUUUUUUAAUUUGUGUGUAGUUUUAUGUGUCUUUUAUGUGAAAAUAUUUUGAUCUGACUUAAAUUUAAUAAAUAUAAUAUAAUAAUAUCAGAUAGGUUGUUCAAUUAUGAUUGUCAACUUCUGCAAUGUUUUCAGUUUAAUACUGAUAUUUAAUUAUUUUUUUAUUCAAGUAAGUUUUGCAAUAAAAACAGAAUAUGAUGAAGACGCGAAUGCUGUUAGUAAUGAGGAAUAUGAAGAAGAUGAAAAUGAGAAUGAAAGCACAAAGACAUCUUCAACAGAGAGUACUUUAGAGAGUACACAAGAAUCUGAAACUGAUUCACAAACUUCAAGUAGUAAAUCAGAUACUUCCGAUAAUAAUUCACAGGUAUCAGAUAAGAAAUCAAAGAAUCCAAACAAAAAGAAAGAUAUUUCUAUGGAUGACAAAGUGCAAAGAACAGAUUUGAAUUUAAAGAAAUUGGGAGAAAAAGUUGGGAUUGGUCAAAUAGAAUGUUAUACUUGCACUCAUGAGCUCUUAAAAAAACAAAUAGAAGAAGACGAUCAGACAAUCGCAUGUUACAAAAACGUUGAAAUUCCUACUGAAAUGUGUGGAGAGUCACAGUAUUGUUAUAUCGAACUCAAUCCCAACUAUAUAAAAAGAGGUUGCGCUAAUGGUACACCAGAUCAGGUGUUUGUUUGUGAUAGCGAUUACUGUAACGACAGACUGGCCAAUGACUCCACCUAUUUCACUUAUCCAAAACUGUCGGAUAUGGUAUAUGACAAUGCACUCAUGAACCAAAACGAUACUUUUUACCUGCUUCGGUGUAAAAGCUGUGAAACAGCACAUUUGACAAAAGAGCAGGACGCAUUUUGUAUCGAAGGAACAAACGCUUCGACUAUUGUAUGUAAUUACAAUAAUCUCUGUUAUACAAAAACCAAAGAUGGAGGAAAGUAUGUAAAAAGAGGUUGCGUUCAAAAACCAGCGUAUAAUUCAUUUUUUUCAUAUUGCGAGACCUCAAAAUGUAAUAAAGAUUCGUUCAGGAGACCAACAAUUUCAAGAUCGAAUAUGUUUAAAAAAGAUCAUACAUCUGUUGUUGCUGCAAACCCUAACUAUAAAACCAAAUCGACUCUAUCACUAGAAGAAUUUCAACAAUCAUUGAUAAAUGCCUUUAAUAAGGCUAUGCGGAAUUUUUCUUGCAAAAUUUUGUAUUUUUUAUUAUCCUUCUAUGUACUUAACAUCCUUUAUUAAUAUAUCUUUACUUUUAGAAUAAUUAAAUAAAUAAUUCUAUAAACGAA
Plodia interpunctella (Indianmeal moth) is the source of this 1315-nucleotide messenger RNA. RefSeq lists its product as uncharacterized. The transcript has 3 exons. Bases 150 to 1268 code for a protein of 372 amino acids. The record is from RefSeq and is a predicted model, not a curated record. Lineage: Eukaryota; Metazoa; Arthropoda; Insecta; Lepidoptera; Pyralidae.